AAAACAGUUCUUAUAGAUAUCUAAAUAGGUUUUUGUUUGAAAAAAUCUAAAAUUUUUUAUUAAAAAACUGAUUCAAAUUAAAGAAACGGUACUUUUUUCGUAAAUAAGAAUUAUGCCUGAGGAAAGCAAAGCAAAGAAAUUGGCUGCUGCUAGAAGGAAGUUGAAGGAGUAUCAGCAACGCGGCUCAAGCACACCCACGGUUUCUUCGCUAAUAAACGAGUCAAUACCUAAUAGUAAUAUAUCCAGUAAUAUAUCAGAGAGAUCUCUUUCAGAGUCACAAUUAAAUGGCAGUAACGCAACCCCUCCAAGCAAUAUAGAGUCAGAAGCGGGAGACUUAGCAAAUACCGAUGUUAUUAGUUAUUUUUCCAGCCAUGAAAGUUUAGUAGUGGCGCAACCUGAAAACUUGACAAAUAAUAACUUGACGUCGUCACCUGUAAAAGAAGACAUGGUCCAGGACCAUACAACUUCCACAAUAAAUGCAAUUCAAAUACUUAUAAAUGAGAAGGCUCAGUUGACAAGUGAGUUAAAUAAAUAUAGAACAUUGUCUAAAGAAAAAGAUUUAGAGCUAGAAGAGUUAAAAGUCCAGCACUCCAAUGUAAACAAGCGUUUAGAAGAAUUACAAUGCAUUUUAAAAGAACAGCAAAAACAUGUCGAACAAGAAAGGUUCCAUAAUGCUGAAUUACAGCAUGAAUUGGCCCAAACACGGGGAAUAAGUGAAGAUCAAAUCACACAUUUGAACGAAUUAAAGAUACAAUUGGACAUCAAAGACAAAAAUUUAGGGGAUUUAAACAGCGAAUACAGAGCGAAGUGUAGUGAAUUGGAGUUGGCGCAACUUCGUAUACGUCAACUUUCAGACGAGAACAACAUCAAUAAAGAUAAUCGAGUAGAAACUUUAACACAAACGCAGUUCAUGUAUGAGCAACAGAUACGAGAUUUGCAGGCUAUGGUGCAGCAAUUGACCCAAGAUAAGGAACAGGCUAGUACACAGUAUCAGACUUACGUGCAGCAAUUGAACUCUCAAGUGCAGCAACUAAAUGAACGUAAUGGAGAAUUAACGGAUGAGACGACAAAGCAAGCUGAACGCGAGCGCCAAUUAGUGGAGCAUGUUCAGCAAUUGGAAAAGGAAAUACAGAAGAAUUUAAGCCGACAGGAUGAGUUUAAGAGAAAAAAUCAAAAAGAUACUGACACUCAGCAGCAAUUAAAAGAAUUAGAAGAACGUAUUAGUGAUUACGAGUUUGAGCGUCAUGAAUUUCAAUUAAAGAUUAAAUCCCAGGAAGAUCGGUUGGAGACACUACAACGAGAUUUAGAGCAUAAGCAGGAGGAACUAUAUGCAUUGCAAGGACAUCUUGAUCAAAUGGAAUCUGACCAGCCAGAUAAAAAAAAAUUGCUGGCUACCAUGGAAUCAGAUAAGGUCGCAGCAUCAAGAGCUUUAAUGCAGAACGCUGAUCUAAAGAAACAAUUAGAUGAGUUGGAAGGGCGUUUUGUACAGUUGACAAACGAUAAAGCAGAACUAAUGAAUCGCUUAGAUUCUGAACAGUACAACAAUCGAGAAAUGCAGACAAAUUAUAAAACCAUGCAAAAUCGCUUACAAAACAUUGACGAACGUUUCAAAUUCAAAGAUGAGGAAAUGAUACGUUUAUCUCACGAAAAUGAGGAAUUAAGAAGACAGAAUGAAAUCCUUCAACGAAUGGAAAAGGGGAAAGUUAGGGAGGAGGAGAAAACAAAUGCGGAGGAUGGCUCGGACAUUUUGGAAAAACGGCCUGAAUUUCAAUAUGACUAUCACGAGGAACAUGUUCAUAAAAAUAUGGGCCUGAAUAAAGAAGCCUUUUACCAUCAUCACGCGGAUCAACAUCACCAUCAGUUUGAGAAUACUUCCAUGCAUGAUUCUUGUCAAGAAGUUACUGAAGAGUGCUUAGUGGAUUUUAAAGAAUCUAUGGAAGAGACCGCGAUUUCGCCUGCUCCAUCAUCAUCGCACUUGGCUACCGAAGAAGCUGUGGAAAAGUUACAACAACGUUUUACCAAACUUAUGAGUCAAGUGGCUGAUUUGACUGAAGAAAAACAACGCUUAGAACAUAUAGUAUUACAAUUACAAGGUGAAACUGAAACAAUUGGCGAAUAUAUAGCCCUUUAUCAAACACAACGGCGUAUGCUAAAGCAACGGGAAUAUGAGAGAGCUGCCCAAACUCAGCUGUUACAAACUGAACGUCAACGAAUGCAUGAACGUCUGGCUUUAUUGAAUAAUUUGGUCAGCAGAUUGGGCGUAGAAUUACCGAAACAAAAGUUAACCCAGCAAGUUGAACCUCAUGAAACCUUGGAAAAGAGUGUCGAUUCUGCCAUUAAAUCUACAGUAGAACAGCAGCCAUGUAUUAAUAAUUUAACUCCCCCCGAAUCUCAGGAGAUUCUCGCAAAAAUUCACAACAUUAUAACAGAAAUUGAGGAAAAUACCAAAGAGUUGCCUUCGAUCAAGCACACAGUUGACCAUUUCAAUUGUUGCAUGGGAAAAUUUGAAGUAGUUUAAAUAGUAAAUUUUACAUUACAAGCAAAAAUAAACAUAAUAAAAAUUGCAGCGUUGCUGAGUAAAACUAUGCAGCCGAAGGAAUGUUAUGUUCGUUUUGUAAUG
Glossina fuscipes is the source of this 2620-nucleotide messenger RNA. RefSeq names its product golgin subfamily A member 2. Gene Ontology annotation, biological process: Golgi organization. The coding region runs from base 113 to 2518 and encodes 801 amino acids. Gene Ontology annotation, cellular component: Golgi cis cisterna; Golgi cisterna membrane; Golgi apparatus. The record is from RefSeq and is a predicted model, not a curated record. The transcript is spliced from 3 exons. Lineage: Eukaryota; Metazoa; Arthropoda; Insecta; Diptera; Glossinidae.